AUGCGUCCUUCCGACGAAACCACUGCCUGGAGCAAAGCAAGGAUUGAGCGGCGGGCCACCGUCCGAGAAACGAAGCAAAAGGGACGGUGCCUUUUUACCAACGAGGCCUGCGAGCCGGGCCAGGUGGUCUUCGUGGAAAGACCGCUUCUUGUGGCUUUGCCAGCUGUUGCGCCCAAGCUUUGGGAAUGUCUUCAGAAGCUUCAUGGAGCUCAGCCGCUAAACCUUGGAACCAUCACGUUCCAUUUCGCUGCACUGGUUUCAGUGCUAACACUUGAUGCGACUGACAUCGGCAUCAUCCGGGACAAAUACGUGCCUGACACCGAUGAGGAACCCAAUGAGGAUGUGACUCGAAUCCUGCAAGCACUUCAGGCUGCUCCCACGGAAUUAGCGAAGGAGCAGAUGUCCAAGCUGGAUGGCAAGAGCUUUCAAAGGCUUGUGUCAGCUUGGCGUUACAACUCCUUUGGACAUCACAAGGAGGAUGGCUUGGUACUUUACAACCGAAUUUCCAUGUGUGCACAUUCUUGUGAUCCGACUUGUUGCUGGUCCUAUGGAGACGAAGAUGCAUUUGUACUUCGCAGCCGAAUGGCUUUGGACAAGGGCGACGAGCUCACGAUCUCCUACCUGCAGGAUGAGGACCUCCUCAAAAGCACGGCUGUUAGACAGCAGAAGCUCCAGAAUUGGAAGUUUCUCUGCAUGUGCCCGCGCUGCUCCCUCAAGACCGACGUUGGCCGUGGCAUACGUUGUCAACGUUGCCGAGUUGGGGUCCUGUACCCGCAGGUGCAAGCGUCCAGCACGAGCUUCGAGCACUGCAGGGUUUGUGGCAGCUCUCCUCCAGCAGAGGAUAUCUCCAUGCUCCUGCACAUGGAAGAAGAGUAUGUUCAAAGAGUGGACUGUUUGGACAAGAAAGACCUGGAAGACGUGCAGCAAGUAUACCAGGCUGCUCUCGACAUCUUUGAGAACCAUUGGAUUCUCUAUGUGAUGGAUACCAUCCUUUGGGAAGGCCACCGCCAAAAGAAUGUCAUGGAUGCCAUGGAGCAUCAGCGCCGCCGGAUUGACUUCCACCAGCACUACUACUUCAGGCCGACCUUCAUCCUGGCAUGGUGCCAUGAGGAGCUGGGUGAUUGCAUGAUGGCGCAGUUCCCGACACGAAAAUGGCACAUCACGCAGGAGCUCCUGAAACCUCAAGCAUAA
Molecule: messenger RNA, 1191 nt
Organism: Symbiodinium sp. CCMP2592
Lineage: Eukaryota; Dinophyceae; Suessiales; Symbiodiniaceae
Source: the annotation of a GenBank genome assembly